UACAAAUGAUUGUCUUCUAUCCAAGUCGAGUUUGCAAGCACAUAUGAGUACGUACUUUAGUCGAGACACGGCAUCUUUUGUUUUACUCACUAGAUGUGAACAGUCAAUCCGGAAGUACCUUCCAGGCUGACUGCAUUAUCUACAGUGAGCCAGUCGACGACAGCGCGCCGGGACUGAUUCCUGUGUUGCAGUUUCCUGAGUACAUGGAGCGAGUCAGUCGGAUAAGCUACACGUGUCUCAAUGUUCAGUUUAACAAAAUCAUGAAUGCUCGGCGGUCGUUUACAUCACAUGCAGCAAAACUGUCGCAUAACAAAGCUAAAAAUCGCUAUGGGAACAUUCAGGCCUAUGACCACUCCAGGGUCAUGCUUCGUGGAGCAGGUAGUGGCUGUGAUUAUAUCAACGCAACAUACAUCAAGGGCUUUGAUGGAACUCCCAAAACGUACAUAGCUGCACAGGGUCCUUUGGAGUCUUCAUGUGACGACUUCUGGCAGAUGGUGUGGCAAGAGAGGUGUUCCGUCAUCGUCAUGCUCACGGGGCUGAUAGAGGGAAAUAAGUUAAAGUGUCAUCAGUAUUGGCCGAGUACAGAUCAACCAGCCGCUUAUGGGGUACUUACUGUCUCACUGAAGAAGAAGGAAGAGUUUUCUGAUUACACUGUCCGGAGUUUGUUGCUAUCAAAGCAAGGGACGUUGAAAGAGGUACGGCUCAUUCACCAGUAUCAGUUCACAAGCUGGCCGCACAGAGGGGUUCCCCAACAAACAGCUGCUUUGUUGAGGUUCAGGAAGAACAUCAUCAACCGGUCUCCGCAUGUUUCAGAGUCUGGGCCCUGGAUCAUACACUGCAGUGCCGGAAUUGGCAGAACCGGCAUAUUUCUUGUGAUCGACGCGAUGCUUCGUCAGGCGAAGGAAAAGAAGGUUGUGGACAUCUACAACUACGUGCAUUCCAUCGAAGAAGACAGACCGUAUAUAAUUCAAACAAAGGAUCAGUAUGUGUUCAUCCAUCAUACAAUUCUGGAAGCCUUAAUUGCCGAAAACAAACGAAUCAAACGACCGCAUUUAUAUGGCCAGGAGUCGUCAAUUUAACCUGGAAAAGAGGGUGUCAGACUAUGAGGAAUAUGAGACUCGCCCAUUACCCCAAAGGCUGCUGGAUGUCUCAUCCAUUCGUCUCCACAGGAGCAGUACAAGAUCUGCUGUGACGUCACCUUCGAUUGGAUUCUGCCAACAUUAUUAAAUCGUUGUUUGGAACCUUAUAUAUUAAAACCUCGUUCUGUUUUACAUCAGUAAGCAAACAGGCUGCUCAAAACGAUAAUGCUAUUGUCUGGUGGUUAUUUUUGAAUUAUAAAAUUGAAUAUCUUUGAAAGUUAUUUUGCAUGUUGCUAUAAUUCUACAUAUGAGUAUAUAUACCGUAUUUACUCGAAUAAGCGCCCGGCGCUUAUUAAAUUUUUCGACUCUCAGAUGGGGCGCUUAUAAUUCGGGGGAGGCACUUAUUCGAGGGUGGUUCUUAUUUGAAACGGCAAAUUUCGCACAGAAGGCCAAAGAUGUUUUUAUUCAUUGAAAUAUAAAUCUAAAACCACUACAGUAGUUUCUUUUCUCUAUAUCAUUAUUACAACUUGAAGUAGGUUUUUUCAUUGAACUUUAAUCCAUUAAAUAUUUGUUUCUUUGUUCUCCAGGGUAUAUGUGCUCCAGUGCUUUCUUAGAACUACAUGCAUGGUAGUCACUUUACUCAGUUACAUAAAACCUGGGGAGGGGUCGCUUAUUCGAGGGAGGCCCUUAUUCGAGAGAGACGCUUAUUCAAGUAAAACGGUACUAGUAAUUGUUAAAAGCAGAUCAAGCACAACUUCUGUACCGAAUAGGCAUUUGAACUCUGGUGUUUUAACAAUAAAACGCUCGAUUUUGAAA
Nematostella vectensis (starlet sea anemone) is the source of this 1895-nucleotide messenger RNA. RefSeq names its product receptor-type tyrosine-protein phosphatase S. The record is from RefSeq and is a predicted model, not a curated record. Gene Ontology annotation, molecular function: protein tyrosine phosphatase activity. The transcript is spliced from 10 exons. Gene Ontology annotation, biological process: protein dephosphorylation. Lineage: Eukaryota; Metazoa; Cnidaria; Anthozoa; Actiniaria; Edwardsiidae. Bases 204 to 1079 code for a protein of 291 amino acids.